This is a messenger RNA of Nanorana parkeri, 1096 nucleotides long. RefSeq names its product aurora kinase B (gene AURKB). The coding region runs from base 41 to 1066 and encodes 341 amino acids. Gene Ontology annotation, molecular function: ATP binding; protein kinase activity. The transcript has 8 exons. NCBI's taxonomy places the organism in Eukaryota, Metazoa, Chordata, Amphibia, Anura, Dicroglossidae. Gene Ontology annotation, cellular component: spindle pole centrosome; chromosome passenger complex; spindle midzone. Gene Ontology annotation, biological process: mitotic spindle organization; regulation of cytokinesis; protein phosphorylation. The record is from RefSeq and is a predicted model, not a curated record.
UAUUCGGAUCGUAGCCGGCGAACUUUUAGUCUUCCGCAGGAUGUCCUACAAGGAGAACGUAAACCCCUUCUACAAGUUUGCAACUCCAUCCAGUGCCUCGGGGGCACAGAGGGUGCUGAGGAAAGAGCUGUGCCAAUCAGCCACCAGCUCCGCUGCAGGAGGAGUGAUGGCCGGCAGGGUGCCGGUGGCCGAGAAUCAGCCUGAGAGCCAGCCUGACAAAUCCAUGGAGGGCCAAAAAAAGUUCAGUAUGGACGACUUCCAGAUUGGCCGUCCUCUAGGUAAGGGCAAGUUUGGGAACGUCUACCUGGCCCGCCACAAGGAGACCAAGUACAUCCUGGCCCUGAAGGUUCUCUUCAAAUCCCAACUGGAGAAAGAAGGGGUGGAGCAUCAGCUGAGGAGGGAGAUCGAGAUCCAGUCUCAUCUGAAGCAUCCAAAUAUCCUCCGCAUGCUGAAUUAUUUCCAUGACCGCAAACGUAUCUACCUGAUGCUAGAGUUUGCUUCGCGGGGGGAGAUGUACAAGGAGCUGCAAAAAUGUGGCCGGUUUGAUGAGCAGAGAAGCGCCACGUUUAUAGAGGAACUUGCGGAUGCGCUCCAAUACUGCCAUGAGAGGAAGGUUAUCCACAGGGACAUCAAACCGGAGAAUCUUCUAAUGGGAUAUAAGGGGGAGCUGAAGAUUGCGGACUUUGGCUGGUCGGUUCAUGCCCCCUCGCUCAGGCGACGCACUAUGUGUGGCACACUGGACUAUCUGCCUCCAGAGAUGAUUGAGGGCAAGACCCACGACGAGAAGGUGGAUUUGUGGUGCACAGGCGUUCUCUGCUUUGAGCUCCUGGUCGGGUCGCCGCCUUUUGAGAGCCCGUCACACACAGAGACCCACCGCAGGAUAGUCAAGGUUGACCUGCGUUUUCCUUCCUUCCUAUCCGAAGGAUCCAAAGACCUCAUCGCCAAGCUCUUGAAAUACAACCCAGCACAGCGCCUGCCACUGAAAUGCGUCAUGGAGCAUCCAUGGGUGCGCGCCAACUCUCGCCGUAUCAUGCCGCCAAGCUUUGGUUACGGCCCGGCUAAAUAGCCCUUGCCAGGGUGAUAUGUACUGUACUCG